Molecule: messenger RNA, 1442 nt
Organism: Phragmites australis (common reed)
Lineage: Eukaryota; Viridiplantae; Streptophyta; Magnoliopsida; Poales; Poaceae
Product: WRKY transcription factor WRKY28-like
Exons: 3
Coding region: 38-1030 (330 amino acids)
Biological process (GO): regulation of DNA-templated transcription
Molecular function (GO): DNA-binding transcription factor activity; sequence-specific DNA binding
Source: RefSeq, a predicted model, not a curated record
ACAAGCCACGGUGCGCCUUAGCUUCCACCAACCAACGAUGGAUGUGCUGCAAGCUGAUCCGGCCGCCGACGGCGUGGGCAUCUGGCCGGUCGAUUUCGACGAGCAGCUCAUAAGCGAGCUCCUCACGGAUGAAGGCCUCCUCGGCGCCCUGCCGGCCGGCGACUCGGAGCACUGCUCGUGUGACACGGGGGCGGCAGCUGCUCCCGCGCCGUGCAACAGCGGCGGCGGCGGCGAUAGCAGCAGCACCGCGCGCGCGGCUGAGCACGAGCUGCCGCAGCCGGCGGCGGUGAACAGAGUUCUGUGCUCGGUGUACUCCGGCCCGACGAUCCGGGACGUCGAGAAGGCGCUGUCGUCGCGGCCGUAUCCCUCGACCGGCCGCCGCUACAGCUCUCAGGAUUCUGGCAGGUGCGGAGUGGCGAGUCGAGCGCCGGAGAGCAAGUACGCGACGAAGGUGAGGAGCUGCGGCGGCAAGACGCCCAGCGACGGGUUCAAGUGGAGGAAGUACGGGCAGAAGUCCAUCAAGAACAACCUUCACCCCAGGAGCUAUUACAAGUGCACCAGCUACCAGUGCGGCGCCAAGAAGCACGUGGAGAAGUCCAUCGACGACCCGGAGAUGCUCAUCGUCACGUACGAGGGGUUGCACCAGCACGGCCCGCAGCCGCUCUUCCCGGGCCGCCAGUGGGCGUCGAUGGACCUGUCCGUAGUGGCGGCGGCGAGGAAGGCCAAAGCGCCCACGCCGACGUCAGCCGACGCUCUCGCAGACGACGGCGGAGGAAGCGGCGGCGCGGCCGACGGGCUACGACCACCAAGCCAAACAUGCGACGCGGAGGCGCGAGGAGUGGGCGUUGCUGGCAAGCUGUGGGGCCGUGAAAACGGACGCGCGGAGGACGCGGGCUCCUGGGACGGCGGCUCCACCGCUUCCGUGCCGGCACCGCAACCUGCUACGGUGUUGCCUUGUGUCUUGCCGCCUACGACCUGGUCAUGCCCUGAUUUCUACUCCCUGUGGUCCCCGGAACCUCUGCUUCUGUAGCUGCCGGUAACUUGACUAAGAAUUGGAUGAGCUUUUCGCUGGAACGUGCAGGAUCGAGCAACAUGCGACUAGAUGCUUAUACGUAGCUAGUAGAAGGAUCAGAAGGUCAGAUUCGGCCCAGUUUAUAUCGUAGGCAAAAAUAACCCUAGUGAACCCUUCCUGGGACUUGAACAAUGGCUUCAAGCAACCUAAAUUGGUGCAGUGCCAAUAAAAAAAAUGCUAAGCAUUUGUCAUGUUAACCAGACUAUAUGGUACAGUGUUGAAAGCUAGGCACAACAAGUAUACGUAUACAUUACAAGUGCCAACGCGUGUCCUAGCUGCUGUUUCCUCUAAGAAGUUUUUCUCUUUUUUUAUUCCAACAUUAUAUACUUUGCUGAUGAUUAUUCAGGUAACAAUUGGUCGGCAGUGCGCA